Messenger RNA from Racocetra persica, 234 nucleotides. The record is from the annotation of a GenBank genome assembly. NCBI's taxonomy places the organism in Eukaryota, Fungi, Glomeromycota, Glomeromycetes, Diversisporales, Gigasporaceae.
AUGACCUGCCGAAUUCGUUGUGAAAUAUGUGCACCAAGCCCCCGAUUGAAACAAUUAGACGCAAACCAUGCACUAAGCCUCCGAUUGAAACAAUUAGAUCGCAAACCAUGCACCAAGCCCCAAUGCGAAAUUUCACCAUCGAAUCUAAAAAGGGAAGGUCGAUUUCGACUAACUCAAUUGUCAAUGACCGUCCAAAAUCGAGCGAUAUUCCAAUUUUACCUUGUUUGGAUAAAU